AUGUAAUAACUUGACAAUCAAGAAAUAUUAAUGAAGCUUAAAGCUUCUAAAUAAUUCUGGGAUAUUAAAAAGAAAGUAUUUAAUAAUCUAUCUAGAUUAAAUAAGGUUUCAAUGAGUAACUUAAAAUUGGAGUUAAUGAUAUUCAAAAAUUUGCUUAAAGUUGUGAAAUUGAAGACUAGUUAAUUAAAUUAAUAUCUCAUAUUCUUAAAAAAUCUAAAAAAAGAGAAACUCUAAAGGAAGAUUAAAUUGAAUUUCUAAAUACAUCCAAAAUCAAAUGGACAGAAUUAUUAUUUAAAAAUUUAGAUAUUGUUCAUCAAAAAACAAAAAAUUAAGAAGAAGAUGAUACUAAUACCGAUUCUAAAUUGUACAUUUAUGAUGAAAAAAACCUUUUGGCAUUUUUAUAAACUUUUAAAUAAUAAUAAUCUAACUCUCUAUACUAAAAUGUACAAUUUUAAUCUAAUAAACUUUUGAAUAUUAAUAUACCUUUAAAAUCAUCAUAAUCUAUCUUAGAUAAAUAUUAAUAUUUAUUACUCUAAGAAGAAUUACAAGAUGAUAAAAUUAAUAAGAUUAGAAAGUAAAUUGAAAAUGAACAUUUAGAUAUUGAAUUAGAAAAAAUAGCAUAAAAUUUUGUACCUAAUGGAGAAAGAUGUCUUCUUUACUUAAAAUAUUUUGAAUUUGAUCAUUAAGAAACUGUUAUAUAGUAAAACUUUGCAAAAUUAUAAAAAGAAUGUUCAAAUUAACUAUUUUAUGAUGAAUUACUUGAAAUAGAUGGACAUGAGAUUUCUGAAGAUACAUUUUAUUUUGUAUUUUAAGAGUAAAUUCUUACAUGUUUAAAAUGUUUCAUUAGAGAUAAAACAAUAAAAGAAAAUAUAAGAGUAAUAAAAUUAAUAAUAUAUUUUUAGAUUUAAUUAUAAAGUGGAUUAAAAAAAGAAAAUACAGAAUUUCAAUUACCUGUUGCAGGUUUCUUUCCUUUUAAAAACAUAUCUAAAUAUGUUGCACCAAUAUGCUAUCUCUCUACAAAAAUACACAUAAUUUAUGCAUUAUUUAAAGAGUUCUUUUGUAGAUAUUUUUGCUUUUUGCAUUCUAUUUCUUCAGAGAAUAACUCAAUUUUAGCUUUAUGCAUGUAGAUAGAAGAAAUUGUUAGCACACGAUCUCCAAAAUUAUUUCAUCAUUUAAAGGUAAUUGGAUCUGAUACAUUAAAAUUGAUUAUGCAUUAAUUAGUUUAUUGUUUUAUUGGAGAUAUGGAUCCUCCACAUAUUUUAACCAUUUAUGAUUAAAUCAUUGGACAUGAUAGUUUAGAAAUAUUAAUUAUUUUGUGUGUUGGUUUUUUAAAUAAAUAUAAACCUAAGUUAUUGUUAGCUAAGAAUUAUGAGAAUGUUUAAUAAAUUUUUUCAGAAUUAAGGGAAGACAAAUUUUAAGAAUUAGUACAAUUUGCAUAUAAAUAAUGA
Molecule: messenger RNA, 1448 nt
Organism: Paramecium sonneborni
Lineage: Eukaryota; Ciliophora; Oligohymenophorea; Peniculida; Parameciidae
Source: the annotation of a GenBank genome assembly